AUGGCUGAUCUUCCUGCUUUUCGUGUUCAAGAGACUAAAGCUUUUGUACAUACGGGAGUAGAUUAUGCUGGCCCUAUUAACAUAACCCUUUGUCGACGCCGUGGACAAAGAAGUCAGAAAUCAUAUAUUUGUUUAUUUAUAUGUUUAGUAACCAAGGCGGUUCACAUCGAACUCGCCUCUGAUUUAUCUUCUGAAUCGUUUAUUUCCGCAUUUAAGAGAUUCAUAUCUCGUCGAGGUCCAGUUUCUUGUCUUUAUUCUGACAACGGAACCAAUUUCAUUGGUGCUAAAUCGCAAUUAAAUGAACUUUAUACAUUCUUAAAUUCUGAAAAUUAUAACUGCAUACUCCAAAAUGACUUAAAUCAGCGUAGAAUAGAAUGGCAUAUGAUACCGCCCCGCGCUCCUCAUUUCGGAGGAAUAUGGGAGACACAAUUUAAAAGCAUAAAAACCCACUUAUUCAGAGUGAUAGGGAAACAACUGCUUACUUAUGAGGAGCUUUUGACGGUUUUGAUCCAAAUUGAAACUGUAUUAAAUUCCCGUCCUCUUUGUGUGUUACAAGAGGAACCGCAUCCAGAACCUCUGACGCCUGCUCAUUUUAUUAUGUCCUCACCUCUGCAGUGCUUACCUCUAACGCCACUUUCUGAUAUUCCGUUACGUACUCGUAAAUCAUUACUCGAUCAAAUGAUCUAUUCCUACUGGAAAAGGUGGCAUUUAGAAUAUUUGAACAACUUACAAGUUCGCCAAAAAUGGUUUAAAAAUACAGAUAAUGUUAAGGUUGGUACUGUAGUGCUUAUACAUGAUGAUAACGUCUCACCACUGCGGUGGCCAAUGGGUAUCAUUGUGAAAAUAUAUCCAGGCUCAGAUGGUAUUGCUCGCGUAGCAUCUGUUAAAACUCAAAAUGGUUUGCUCAAGCGACCAAUCGUUAAAUUAAGCCCUUUACCUUCUCAAUAA
This is a messenger RNA of Achroia grisella, 948 nucleotides long. RefSeq lists its product as uncharacterized. Bases 1 to 948 code for a protein of 315 amino acids. Gene Ontology annotation, biological process: DNA integration. NCBI's taxonomy places the organism in Eukaryota, Metazoa, Arthropoda, Insecta, Lepidoptera, Pyralidae. The transcript has a single exon. The record is from RefSeq and is a predicted model, not a curated record. Gene Ontology annotation, molecular function: nucleic acid binding.